GUCCUUGUAGCUACUGCACCCACCAGCAGGAACUUGGCCCAUGAUAAUUAAAGUGUGGUCAGAGGUCUUGGUAGAAAUGCAGAAUUUCAUCCCUUCCUUGGCCACCCUGAAUCAGAAUCCUCAUUUUUAAAAGAUUCCUGGGUUAUUGGUAGGCACCAGAAAGUUUAUGAAAUAUUGCUUACCAAACGGAAGCCUGAAAUUCAUUGCAUUGAUUCUUUUUCUCUGAAACCUGCCAAAAAUGCUGGUAGUAGUCCUGAGGUCAUUGAAUUGCAAAGGAUUCAGGUGAGCAACAUUGAGGCCUGUGUAAUGAUCCUUGGGUCUUGCUCUUCAAUCACUGGCUCACAGCAGCCAUCAUCUGCUCUGCUGACUGAACAUCAAAAAUACAAAACGAGAAUAGAUGUUUAAAUAAACAAACAAACAAACAAACAAAUAAAAUUCCUUUAAAGAGAAGGACAUGUUAAGUUUUUUUCUAAAAGCAGUAGAACUCAGGAAUACUGAGGCUUCUUUUGGUAUCUGUAGUUAUUUAGGAAACAGAUACAUUUGCUUUGAAAUUACUAGCUGCCCCAAAUUGGCAUUUAAGCUACUCAAUGCCAUUAGGGAAAAUUCUGCAGGAAAAAAAGUUGAAAUACUGAGGAGACAGAAGCACUGAAGAUUCAGUCUUUAAAGUAAAACAAAGAAGAAAGAUCAGACGAUUUUUUGAAAUAGUCAUAUAAUAUUCAUCUUAAUCUCUAUUCAGCCCUCCUCUUGUUUAACUACGUUAGCAGCCAGUUAUCUAAAGGAGAGGGGGGAGGGAAAAAAAAAGGAGAAGAAGGAAAAAGGUGAGGAGAGGGGAUUUAAAAAAAUAAAAAGUGAGAUCCCUGUAAUAACACCUCGAGCCACUAGGGGUAUCUUUGUACCAUUUUUCAUCCUGCACCGAUUUGGAGUAGAAACCUAUAUUAGGGGAAAACCAGGGUCCUCGGCAUUUUUUUGCGAGCAGUGCACCCAGAAUCCAAAAAGAUUUUUUUUUAAAGAAGAAAGAAAAAGAAAGAAUCCACAAUUCUUUUGGUCACCCGAACAGGGCUACGAAAUCGCUCUACUGGACAUCAGCACCAGGGAUUCAUUUUUGAGGUCAAUUUCCAAUCGAGAUAAAUCUAUUGGAUUAGUAGGAUUAUCUGAUUGCAGCUGAAAGUAACGUUGUUUGAUCAUUUGUAUUUCUUGCCUGAUGGUCGGAUUUACAUGGAGGUGGCUUUGGGUCCCAAAGAUUCCGGAUCGUGGUUGCAUCUGGAGAGAAAAAAGGAUCAAUCGACACGUUUUGGAAGUGUCCGUGGGUGAAUAAAAAAAAAAAAAGGGAAAGAAAGAAAGGGGGGAGCACAAAACUGGGGUUGCGGCUGCUUAAAGAAGGAAAAUAAAAUAAAGGAGGCAUCUUGGAAUCUGAAGCAAGAAUUGCUGGGUGCUCGACAUUCCGAAAAAAAAAAAGCGUCUAGGAACUGGUAAAUACUUUGAGCAAUUCAGCUUGCAUUUGACGGCGAAGUGCUGUAGAAACUGUCUCCUUCAAUUAUUGGAAGGGGACCUGGGGAAGAUGAGGGGCUCCCUCUGUGGAUUUAUCUUACUGAGGGAUAUAGACCUGAAGCUAACUGGAUUUGAUUUAUAAGAGGGAAAUGUACAGUCAAUGGCCACUCUCGUCACAUUGCUACUAUGGAAAACAGAAUGAUCAAUAGGAUAUGGUCUGAUAAAUAGUGAUGACUGAAGAUGCUACUUCAAUACGUGUGAAAUCAGUGGGAGAUACUGGCUGCAUGAAGAGCUUUCUGAGCUUUUCUUGACAAGCUCGCUUUUAAGAAAUCGGAGGUGUGUUCUACCAUUAGACAGUCUGUCUCAAGUGGAUACAAAUACCUUCGCCUCACUGUAACCAGACAACUACACAACUAAUGUGGGACCAUGGCACUGCCCAGAUGCACGUGGUCAACUUAUACUUGGAGAGCAGUAAUGGCGUGCUUGGUCCACAGGGGAUUGGGUGCCUCAUUGACCCUCUGUUUGCUGGGCUGUUUGCUUCAGGCUGCCCAUGUGCUCUCACAAAAAUUGGAUGAUGCAGACCCUCUGGUGACUACCAACUUCGGCAAGAUAAGAGGGGUUAAGAAAGAACUCAAUAAUGAAAUUUUGGGUCCUGUUAUUCAGUUUCUUGGGGUUCCAUAUGCAGCCCCACCAACAGGGGAACAUCGUUUUCAGCCUCCAGAACCACCAUCUCCCUGGUCAGAUAUCAGGAAUGCUACUCAGUUUGCACCUGUGUGUCCCCAGAAUAUCAUUGAUGGCAGAUUGCCAGAAGUCAUGCUUCCUGUGUGGUUUACUAAUAACUUGGAUGUGGUUUCAUCAUACGUACAAGACCAGAGUGAAGAUUGCCUGUAUUUAAACAUAUAUGUCCCAACUGAGGAUGGUCCCCUUACAAAGAAACAGACAGAUGAUUUAGGUGAUAAUGACGGUGCUGAAGAUGAAGAUAUUCGGGACAGUGGGGGUCCCAAACCAGUGAUGGUGUAUAUCCAUGGUGGCUCAUAUAUGGAAGGGACUGGAAAUUUAUAUGAUGGGAGUGUCUUGGCAAGUUAUGGCAAUGUGAUCGUCAUCACAGUCAACUAUCGACUUGGAGUACUUGGUAAGAAAUUUCUCUUAUGUUUCACCAUCAAUCCAUGAAGUAUGUGUUAGUUUUGUUUUGAAUUGUUUUGCUUUGCUUUCUUUCACUCAUUGAUCUAUGUUUGCUGACUUUGAGCCAAAAUUUUUGAUAUUUUCAAUAAUUUCUAUAAAUGUUCAUAAAUAAUUUGAUAAAAGUUUUGAUUUUAAUAUUUAAAAGUAAAAGGUAAUGAAUUGUUCACAGUGUUGAGGAAUGCUUCUCUUAGCUUGGCUGUGUAGAACUGCGAAACGCAACAGUGGCAGGGCCUGUUUUAAGAAGAAUUAGUCCCUGGGCAGAUUCUCCUCUCUUCUGCUUUUCUUUUUUAUGGCGCUAUAAAGUUGCCUGAGGUUUGCCAUGAAUGUAGAAACAAGUGUAUAUCCUCUUCAGGAAUAUGUGUAUUGACUAGCUUUGGGGAAUGAUUGUUUGCCAUUGCUGUGUAGGUUUGUUUCUUUUUUUAAUUUAUCAAUUGUAAUUAGAAAUAUUUUGUUUAAAUGCAUUUUAAUUGAAUUAUUUGGUUUGGAAAACAUGGAUUGAUUUCAUUAAGUGUCAAAGAGUUCAGUUUGAUAAUGUAUACACACAUAAAACAAUAUCAAACUGGAGAUCUUUAGUUUUGAAGAGAA
Molecule: messenger RNA, 3255 nt
Organism: Vicugna pacos (alpaca)
Lineage: Eukaryota; Metazoa; Chordata; Mammalia; Artiodactyla; Camelidae
Source: RefSeq, a predicted model, not a curated record